AAUGUUAUGCUUUUUGAGACAAGCUCUCUGUAGCUCAGGAUAACUCAAUAGGUAUCCCAGGCUGGUCUGGAAUUCACUAGGUAGCAGAGGUCGGCCUAGAACUCUUCAUGAUCCUUCAGCUUCAGUCUUCUGAGACUGGCAUGUACCAGCAAAACACCAUAUUUGAAAUGAUAUAUUUUCCCCAGUUGAUUGUAUGUUCCACAAGUAUAUUAUCUUUUACUCACCAGUAAGAGCUCAUGCCUAUUAUAGUACAUUUCACCUUGUAGACACCUUGUAAAUAAUGGAUGAAUGAAUAUCAUUGUCUCUCUUUGGGAAAUGUUGGCCCAACUUCUGAAGCAGCAUCAAUCAGUGUAUGAGUAUGAAUUGUUAAUAUGCCAAAGAGUUGACUCAUUAUUUUUGGAGAUUGUCUUCUACUUAAAUGAAGAAGACCUUUAAAUUUAUCUGUUUUCCCAUUUAUGUAACUUGUUCCAUUCUAGAUACACAUAUGUUCUGGUGUAGGAACACUUACCAUUUAUAAAAAAAUGAAUUCACAUAAGCUAGCUUUUACCUGGUGUCAGCAAUAGUCUUUUAUUAGGAGAAGGCACGAGGAAGGUACCAAACAGCAGCAGGCUUUUAACCUUCAGGCAGGUGUGACUCUUGAACUUACUUUUUCAUUUACUUCAUCCUCCAAGGCGUGCAAUCACUUGGUGUGCCCACUUCCCUUUAAAGUGCAAGAACAACAAAAGGGCAGCAUGAGUAAGUGGAGUGCCUUAGACCAGCUCCUAGAAAAGUCUCAACCCUACUCCAGAGCUGGAGGAAAGAUAUGGCUGCAGAUCCUUUUCGUUUUCCGGAUUCUGCUCCUGGAGACUGCCAUCGAGUCAGCCUGGAGUGACGACCAGCUCAAUUUCCAUUGCAACACUCAGCAGCCUGGUUGUGAAAAUGUCUGCUAUGACCAAGCUUUCCCAAUCUCUCACGUGCGCCUCUGGGUCCUACAGAUCAUAUUUGUGUCUGUGCCUACACUCUUAUACCUGGCACAUGUGUUCUAUACCAUUCAGCAGAAAAAGAAGUCGAAGAAGCAAGAGAAGGAAGUUGGAGUUGCUCGAUUUGAUGGUGCCAGUGUGGAAAUGCACUGGCAGAAAAUUGAAGUAAAGAAGUCCAAGUGUGGCAGUGAAGCCCAUAGGAAGGUGAAAAUUAGAGGCAGGUUGCUGCUGACCUACAUACUCAGUAUCUUCUUCAAGUCUGUCUUUGAGGUGGCCUUUGUGCUGAUCCAGUGGUACAUUUAUGGAUUUACCCUGAAGGCCGUUUACAUUUGUGAACACUCUCCUUGCCUGCAUCAGGUGGACUGCUUCCCCUCUCGCCCCACAGAAAAAAGCAUCUUCAUCCUCUUCAUGCUGGUGGUGUCCCUGGUAUCUUUAGUCUUGAAUAUAAUUGAGCUGGUCCAAGUCUUAUUUAACACCAUUAAGAAUUGUGUGAGAGAUGAGGAUGAGUUUUACUAUGGUACAGCUGAUCUACAGAGCCUUUCCCAGGAGUCCUCACCAAGUGUUCUCACUACCAUGAUUCCUAAGGAUCAGGUGGUUCCUGUGAAACAAUCUUCAGUCUAUGUUUAAAGUGAGCAAAACUAUGUCAGUUACAGUAUGUAACAGAGUCAAAGCGGGGAAGGGCAGGCAGGAAGUAUCCUUUCUGCCUUGCACUCAGCCUUGUCUUCACUCUGAUGAUAAGCAGAAUUUUCAGAGGGUUUGGAUGGAGAGAAAAGCAAAACAAAGAUACUGAACACUAGUGUUGUAGAGUAGCAGAUAUCCAGCAGUAGCAGUGGUCAUGACAAUAGCAGCCUGCUAUCCUAGAUAUUGCAAUUUGGGCUUGAAAACAUUGUGAUUUUGCUUGGUUGCUAAAGGGAAUCAAAGUGUAGUAGAAAGUGUACCCAUGCUUCAGUACAGAUGGUGUUCAAUGGCCUCAAUUGUAAAAACUAGCAAAUACAAAGACAUUAGACCACAGGGUCUGGGAUAGGAAGGGGAAGAGACUUGUAACCAAGGCAUGUGUUACUAUUUAAAGUGCUUGACUCUGGAGGGUUAGGCAUCUAGCUCACCGGUAGAUGAUUUGCCUAGCAUGUGUAAGACCUCAAGUAGCACAAGAAUAAAACAAUAGUAACUUUAACAAAUGAACUAAAUAAAUAAAAUGACUGACUCAAAGAACUUCUAGUCCAAAUAUAACUUGUAUUAGGCAGUGCAUAAGGGCCAUUCCUCUCCCAUAUUACCUUAGAAUGGUUCUGUGUAUGGGGAAGAGUGAUUUAUUAUUUAUCCAUAGAAGCAGAUACGGUGUAAAUUCACAAACCUACGUUUUAAAAUAAUACAAACAUACCAUUGAAAGUUGAGCCUUUCUCUUGGAUUUUAGUGUUUGAGUCCAUUCUGUGUUUAUACUGUUUAAUUCCUGAUGUAAAAGUAAAUUAUCUUUUCCCUUAAAAUGCAUCCCCCAAUUUAUUGAAUGAUGUGUAAUAGUUCAGUUAAUUGUGAUGAGUUGUCUUUUUCUCUUGUAUAUUAUAGCAGCAAUCCUGUUGCUGACAGAAACAAUUUAUUUUUCUUUUCCAAGAUAGAGUCAGAGCCCCAAAUGAAGCAAUUGUACUGAAACAGCACUUAUGAACACUACAAACUUAAAGAAAUGCUUAGAGGUGAACUAUGAAAUGUGCCUACAUGAAUUUGGCAAUAGUGGACAUUCUUGACUUUCUUCUACAUAAUGCAUAUUAAUUCAGAUGUUGCCUUCUGCUGUGAGUUUGGCAGUCUCUUGGGAUAACUGGCAUUUUUCAUGUUCAUAUUAAGAUUUUAUUUGGAAAGUAGGAGAGGGUGAGGAAGAUUUGUGAAAUAUCUGUGUAACUGAUUUGAAACAAAUAAAAGAAAUAAUACCCAUUUCUUCUCAUGCCUUUUGAAACAUUCCACAGAUGAUUGAAAAAUGUUGGGCUGCAGACUUUUGUUCUUGCAUGUCAGCUCCACACACAAUUUUAUUCAAGAAAUAAUAAUUUGGUUACCAUUUGAUGUUAAUCUACUAUCAUGUUCAGCUUUGUUUCAUGCAAUGCAGGCCUAUCUUAUCUUAUUCUAGAGAAUUCUUUAUUCAAUAAAGUUGUGAGAGUGUGGUCCAUGUGUAUGCCUCCUCUGAUAGCUUCUUACUGGUCUU
This is a messenger RNA of Peromyscus californicus insignis, 3141 nucleotides long. RefSeq names its product gap junction alpha-6 protein-like. Gene Ontology annotation, cellular component: connexin complex. NCBI's taxonomy places the organism in Eukaryota, Metazoa, Chordata, Mammalia, Rodentia, Cricetidae. Gene Ontology annotation, biological process: cell communication. The record is from RefSeq and is a predicted model, not a curated record. The transcript has a single exon. Bases 732 to 1586 code for a protein of 284 amino acids.